UCAGUCUGAUUCGCACGAUUGUCGCUAUGCAACACUCCUGCGCACAUUAUCGUGAAUAUUUAACUUAUCAAUUUUAUUUUUAACCUUUAAUUUGUAUUAUGAGAUAGUAUUAUUAACAGUGAUAUCAUUAACCUAGUGAAUAUUGGGAGCGCUGAAACCAAUUAUCAUAGUGAAUAUUGUGAGUAGUGAAACGAAUUUGCUAAACGUCGAAUAUUUAAAGAGAUGACAUUCAAAAGGGUGUGGGACGAGUCUUGUCCGCGGAUUUGGGACCAAUGGGAGGCUGACGGCACGAAGUACACCAUCCAGGAUUUGCCUCCGGAAGACGACGAGGAAGCACUCAAAAUCUUGCUGGAACACUUGGCACCUGAUGAAGUUCUUUGCAAAACGUUAGAUCUCGUAAUCGACCCUGAGAGCUUACAAGGGAUCGGGAAGGUAUGGAAAGAGUGUCUAAAACUGCGCACGAGUCUGGCCUGUUACAUCGAAAAAGAUGGCGGCCGGAAGCUGGUGGCAAUUAACGUGUGUUUGGUUAAAGAGAAGGGUGUUGAGAUGGAGUUUGCGGUUGAAGGCUCAAGAUGGCAGAGUGUGCUCGAAGCUGUUAAGUACUCGGAACGCAAGGCUGAUCCCCUGGGAUACCUUGGGCUAGACAAAGCGCUCACAGCCAUGGGUUUGGUGGUCCUAAGGGAAUACAGGGGUGCCAAGUUGGGCGCUAGGGUUUUGGCAAGCAGGGAACCACUUUGCCGUGCGUUAGGAAUAGGCGGCACCACCACUGUCUUCAGUGGCGCAGCGUCACAGAAGUUGGCGGCCCGCUGUGGUUUCCAUUCAAUUUUCGAAUGUCAAAUCAAGGAGUUCGCUCAAGCAGGCCUCGACUUUCCCAAGGACGAUGAGAGAAUAGUCAAAGUUAUGGUCAAGAAGUACGAGUAGUAUUAGGCAUAGAUAAUAAAUUGUGAGAGGAAUCAAUCCGUCUCACUUCAAUUGUUUGUGAUAUUUUGAAUGAUAGAUGUUCUUUUGGUGACGUCGAAAGAGAUGGCAAGAGUAGGGUCACAGAGGUUAGUGCGAGUUUUACUCGAUCAAACGCGUCGAGAAAGUUAUCACGAAUUUGUAUGGAGUUGCAUUAGUGCCAUCGCGUUACCACUAGAUGGCGCUGAUCAAAUCACAUACAAAUUCACGUUUACUUGCUCGACGCGUUUGAUCGAGUAAAACUCGCACUAACCCCUCAGUUCACAGUGAAACUUGAUGCUAACAAUACUAUUUGGUAGAAUGGCUCAAAAUUCAACAUACUACUUACAUAGAAAUUUGUACAUCUUUUACGUAUUAAAUUUAAAAAUUAUGUAUCUGUCUAUUAAAAUAUGUACAGUGACUAUAAUAUGUACCUAUGUUAUGUAAUAAGUGUAACUUUGCAGUUCAAUUAACUGUCGCUCAUCUGCCAUAUUUUGAAUCUGAUAACUAGUUUGUUUGUUUGUUAGCUAGUCAGGUUUGGAGCCCACCAUGGGGCGUAUAAUAAAACCUCUUUUUCUAAGCUUAUCGCUAUCCACACCAAUAAAAGUUCACAAACUUUUGUAUUAAAAACAAAACUACUGUAACCGAUAGUUACCAAAAGUUCAGCUAAUUAUUUCAUUCUAAUCUAAACUGCAACUCUGAAUCAAAUAAAAAACCAUUUUAUGUAAAAUAAUUUUAUUAAAUCGACC
Molecule: messenger RNA, 1685 nt
Organism: Amyelois transitella
Lineage: Eukaryota; Metazoa; Arthropoda; Insecta; Lepidoptera; Pyralidae
Exons: 5
Coding region: 223-921 (232 amino acids)
Biological process (GO): carbon fixation
Molecular function (GO): magnesium ion binding; ribulose-bisphosphate carboxylase activity; N-acetyltransferase activity
Source: RefSeq, a predicted model, not a curated record